Messenger RNA from Oryzias latipes (Japanese medaka), 7717 nucleotides. It is a transcript of the gene polr2a, whose product is annotated as RNA polymerase II subunit A. Gene Ontology annotation, molecular function: DNA binding. Gene Ontology annotation, cellular component: RNA polymerase II, core complex. NCBI's taxonomy places the organism in Eukaryota, Metazoa, Chordata, Actinopteri, Beloniformes, Adrianichthyidae. Gene Ontology annotation, biological process: transcription by RNA polymerase II. The record is from RefSeq and is a predicted model, not a curated record.
ACGCUCAGAAGCGCUAUAAGCGCUCCGGAGUGUAGAUCGGAAAAGGGGAAGGGAGUAGUUCAGGUUCAGCUCAAGUGGGACCAAAGUGUAAAAAAUCCCGCAUUUUAAGUAUCCGACAGCAGGGGUCCCGGAACAUCGCCUUCGGAUACUUUGCGGUCGCCGUUGGCGCCCAGAGCGGAGUCGUGGUGGCAUUUUUUAAGGCUGUUCCUGUUCUCAAAGCAGCGUGCCGAGGAAGGACGCGUCUCUUUGAAUAGACAGGAUGCACGGACCGCCCUCCGGCGACAGCGCAUGCCCACUGCGCACGAUCAAGAGAGUACAAUUCGGCAUCAUCAGUCCCGAUGAGCUUAAACGGAUGUCAGUCACCACUGAGGGGAUCAAAUACCCCGAGACAACAGAAGGAGGACGUCCUAAACUCUGUGGCCUUAUGGACCCAAGACAAGGGGUGAUCGAGCGCUCCGGGAGAUGUCAGACAUGUGCAGGGAACAUGACAGAAUGUCCUGGCCAUUUUGGGCACAUAGAAUUGGCAAAGCCCGUUUUCCACGUCGGGUUCAUAUCAAAGAUCAUGAAGGUUCUCCGGUGUGUCUGCUUCUUCUGCUCCAAGCUGUUGGUGGACUCGAAUAAUCCCAAGAUCAAAGACAUUUUGACAAAAUCCAAAGGCCAGCCGAGGAAGCGAUUAACCCAUGUUUAUGAGCUGUGCAAAGGCAAAAACAUCUGUGAAGGAGGGGAGGAAAUGGACAACAAGUUUGGGGUGGAGCAGCAGGACACCGAGGAGGACAUUACCAAGGAGAAGGGUCACGGUGGCUGUGGACGCUACCAGCCUCGCAUUCGCCGCUCCGGCUUGGAGCUCUUUGCCGAGUGGAAACACGUCAACGAGGAUUCGCAGGAAAAGAAAAUCCUGCUGAGUCCAGAGCGCGUCCACGAGAUCUUUAAACGCAUCUCGGAUGAAGAAGACCUCAUCUUGGGCAUGGAUCCCAAGUUCGCUCGGCCAGAGUGGAUGAUUGUGACCGUGCUGCCUGUGCCGCCACUGGCUGUGAGGCCUGCCGUGGUCAUGCAGGGGUCUGCUCGCAACCAGGACGACUUGACCCACAAACUGGCUGACAUCGUCAAGAUCAACAACCAGCUGAGACGAAACGAACAGAGCGGCGCUGCUGCGCACGUCAUUGCUGAAGACGUGAAGCUGCUUCAGUUCCACGUCGCCACCAUGGUUGACAACGAGUUGCCAGGCUUACCAAGGGCGAUGCAAAAGUCUGGCCGGCCUCUGAAAUCUAUAAAGCAGCGCCUAAAGGGAAAGGAAGGCCGCGUGAGAGGAAACCUGAUGGGCAAACGUGUGGACUUCUCAGCUCGAACUGUCAUCACCCCAGACCCUAACCUGCAAAUCGACCAAGUGGGCGUGCCGCGAUCCAUCGCAGCCAACAUGACCUUCCCCGAAAUAGUCACGCCCUUUAAUAUUGACAGAUUGCAAGAACUGGUACGGAGAGGCAACAGUCAGUAUCCGGGCGCCAAAUACAUCAUUCGGGACAACGGAGACAGAAUCGACCUGCGAUUCCAUCCCAAACCAAGUGACCUUCAUUUGCAAAUUGGCUACAAGGUGGAAAGGCACAUGUGUGACGGAGACAUCGUUAUUUUCAACCGACAACCUACACUACAUAAAAUGUCCAUGAUGGGGCACAGAGUGCGGAUUCUGCCCUGGUCCACAUUUCGACUCAACCUCAGUGUCACCACCCCGUACAACGCCGACUUUGACGGCGAUGAGAUGAACCUCCACCUGCCUCAGUCGUUGGAGACCAGAGCAGAGAUCCAGGAGCUCGCCAUGGUGCCUCGCAUGAUCGUCACUCCGCAGUCAAACAGGCCGGUCAUGGGUAUCGUGCAGGACACGCUCACAGCCGUGCGCAAAUUCACAAAGAGGGACGUCUUCUUGGAGAGGGGGGAAGUGAUGAACCUCCUCAUGUUCCUCUCCACUUGGGACGGGAAGAUGCCCCAGCCCGCCAUCCUCAAGCCGCGGCCUCUGUGGACGGGGAAGCAGAUCUUCAGCCUCAUCAUUCCAGGACACAUCAACGUGAUCCGCACGCACAGCACCCACCCCGACGACGAGGACAGCGGGCCUUACAAACACAUUUCACCCGGAGACACCAAGGUUAUCGUGGAGAACGGGGAGCUGAUCAUGGGGAUCCUCUGUAAGAAGUCUUUAGGAACUUCAGCCGGCUCCCUGGUCCACAUUUCCUACCUGGAGAUGGGCCACGACAUCACCAGACUCUUCUACUCCAACAUCCAGACUGUGGUCAACAACUGGCUGCUCAUUGAGGGCCACUCUAUCGGUAUUGGAGACUCCAUCGCUGAUGCAAAGACGUACCUGGACAUCCAGAACACAAUCAAGAAAGCCAAGCAGGAUGUGAUAGAAGUCAUUGAGAAGGCGCACAACAACGAGCUGGAGCCAACCCCUGGAAACACUCUGAGGCAGACCUUUGAGAACCAGGUGAACCGCAUCCUCAACGACGCCCGUGACAAAACCGGGUCCUCGGCCCAGAAGUCGCUGUCUGAAUACAACAACUUCAAGUCCAUGGUGGUAGCCGGCUCCAAAGGAUCAAAGAUCAACAUCUCGCAGGUCAUCGCCGUGGUGGGGCAGCAGAACGUGGAGGGUAAGCGGAUCCCCUUCGGCUUCAAGCACCGCACGCUGCCUCACUUCAUCAAGGACGACUACGGUCCCGAGAGCAGAGGCUUUGUGGAGAACUCCUACCUGGCAGGACUCACGCCCACAGAGUUCUUCUUCCACGCCAUGGGAGGCAGAGAGGGUCUGAUCGACACAGCUGUCAAGACGGCUGAGACCGGUUAUAUCCAGCGCCGUCUGAUCAAAUCCAUGGAGUCUGUCAUGGUGAAAUAUGAUGCCACCGUGCGGAACUCCAUCAACCAGGUGGUGCAGCUGCGUUACGGCGAGGACGGCCUGGCAGGAGAGAACGUGGAGUUCCAAAACCUGGCGUCUCUGAAACCCUCCAACAAGGCUUUCGAAAAGAAGUUCAAGUUUGAUUGCACCAAUGACCGCGCGCUGAGGAGGGUCCUGCAGGAGGACGUGGUCAAAGACGUGAUGACAAACGCUCACGUUCAAAGCGUGCUGGAGAAGGAGUUUGACAAGAUGAAGGAGGACAGAGAGAUCCUCAGAGCCAUCUUUCCCACCGGAGACAGCAAGGUGGUGCUGCCGUGCAAUCUGGCCAGAAUGAUCUGGAACGCCCAGAAGAUUUUUCGAAUUAACCCUCGUACCCCGACGGACCUGAACCCGUUGAGAGUGGUCGAGGGGGUUCAGGAGCUGAGCAAGAAGCUGAUUAUUGUGAACGGCGAUGACCCUCUGAGUCGACAGGCUCAGGAGAACGCCACCCUGCUCUUCAACAUCCACCUGCGCUCAACGCUCUGCUCCAAGCGCAUGACGGAGGAGUUCCGCCUCUCCACGGAAGCUUUCGAUUGGCUGUUAGGAGAGAUCGAGACCAAGUUCAACCAGUCCAUCGCCCAUCCAGGCGAAAUGGUCGGCGCGCUCGCCGCCCAGUCUUUAGGAGAGCCGGCCACACAGAUGACCCUGAACACCUUCCACUACGCCGGCGUGUCGGCCAAGAACGUGACUCUGGGUGUGCCCCGUCUGAAGGAGUUGAUCAACAUCUCCAAGAGGCCCAAGACGCCUUCGCUCACCGUCUUCCUGCUGGGUCAGGCGGCACGCGACGCCGAGAGAGCCAAGGACAUCCUGUGCCGACUGGAACACACCACGCUGCGCAAAGUGACGGCCAACACCGCCAUCUACUACGACCCGAACCCGCAGAACACGGUGGUGGCCGAGGACCAGGAGUGGGUGAACGUCUACUACGAGAUGCCCGACUUCGACGUGACUCGGAUUUCCCCGUGGCUGCUGCGCAUCGAGCUCGACAGGAAGCACAUGACUGACCGCAAGCUGACCAUGGAGCAAAUCGCCGAGAAGAUCAACGCAGGUUUUGGGGAUGACCUGAACUGUAUUUUUAAUGACGACAACGCGGAGAAGCUGGUGCUGCGAAUCCGAAUCAUGAACAGCGAUGAAAACAAGUUCCAGGAGGAUGAGGAGGUGGUGGACAAAAUGGACGACGACGUGUUUCUGCGGUGCAUCGAGUCCAACAUGCUGACGGACAUGACUCUGCAGGGCAUCGAGCAGAUCAGCAAGGUCUACAUGCACUUACCCCAGACGGACAAUAAGAAGAAGAUCAUCAUCACCGAGGACGGAGAGUUCAAGGCCCUGCAGGAGUGGAUCCUGGAGACGGACGGCGUGAGCCUCAUGAGGGUGCUGAGCGAGAAGGACGUGGAUCCCGUCAGGACCACGUCCAACGACAUCGUGGAGAUCUUUACGGUUUUGGGGAUCGAGGCCGUGCGGAAGGCGCUGGAGAGGGAGUUGUACCACGUCAUCUCCUUUGACGGUUCCUACGUCAACUACCGCCACUUGGCUCUGCUCUGCGACACCAUGACCUGCCGCGGCCACCUGAUGGCCAUCACGCGUCACGGCAUCAACCGGCAGGACACGGGACCGCUCAUGAAGUGUUCCUUUGAGGAAACGGUGGAUGUGCUGAUGGAGGCGGCGUCCCACGGCGAGUGUGACCCCAUGAAGGGCGUAUCGGAGAACAUCAUGCUGGGCCAGUUGGCCCCAGCGGGGACGGGCUGCUUCGACUUGCUGCUGGAUGCAGAGAAGUGCAAGUACGGCAUGGAGAUCCCAACAAACAUUCCUGGCAUCAGCGUAGCCGGACCCACUGGAAUGUUCUUCGGCUCCGUGCCGAGCCCCAUGAGCGGGAUGUCUCCUGCCAUGACGCCUUGGAACACAGGAGCCACUCCAGCCUACGGCGCCUGGUCCCCCAGUGUCGGAAGCGGCAUGACUCCCGGAGCUGCUGGUUUCUCCCCCAGCGCGGCGUCGGACGCCAGUGGAUUCUCUCCUGGUUACUCCCCCGCCUGGUCUCCCACUCCUGGUUCCCCAGGAUCCCCGGGGCCGCUCAGUCCGUACAUCCCAUCUCCAGGCGGAGCGAUGUCACCAAACUACUCGCCCACCUCACCCGCUUACGAGCCUCGUUCCCCAGGAGGCUACACCCCUCAGAGCCCCGGCUACUCCCCGACCUCCCCAUCCUACUCCCCGACCUCCCCCUCCUACUCCCCCACCAGCCCCAACUACAGCCCAACCUCUCCUUCUUACUCACCCACGUCUCCCAGCUACUCCCCGACGUCUCCUUCCUACUCGCCCACGUCCCCCUCCUACUCCCCUACAUCCCCCUCCUACUCCCCUACGUCCCCCUCCUACUCUCCAACGUCUCCCUCGUACUCUCCCACCUCCCCGAGCUACAGCCCAACGUCGCCGAGCUACAGCCCCACAUCCCCCAGCUACUCGCCCACAUCCCCUUCUUAUUCCCCCACCUCACCCUCUUACUCCCCCACAUCUCCGUCCUACUCCCCUACCUCCCCAUCCUACUCCCCCACCUCUCCUUCGUACUCACCCACCAGCCCAAGCUACAGCCCCACGUCCCCGAACUACACCCCUACGUCGCCCAGCUACUCCCCAACGUCUCCUUCCUACUCGCCCACGUCUCCCUCUUACUCCCCAACGUCUCCUAACUACACCCCAACCAGUCCCAACUACUCCCCUACCUCUCCAUCCUAUUCCCCCACUUCUCCAUCCUACUCCCCCUCCAGUCCGCGCUACACCCCGCAGUCGCCCACCUACACGCCCAGCUCCCCCUCAUACAGCCCCAGUUCUCCCUCAUACUCGCCCACCUCGCCCAAAUACACCCCCACUUCACCGUCGUACAGCCCGAGCUCUCCCGAGUACACCCCCACCUCGCCCAAAUACUCCCCCACUUCACCGAAGUACUCCCCAACGUCACCCAAAUACUCGCCGACCUCUCCCACCUACUCCCCGACGACUCCAAAGUACAGCCCCACGUCUCCCACCUACUCCCCCACAUCCCCCACGUACACCCCCACCAGCCCCAAGUAUUCCCCAACCUCCCCCACCUACUCCCCAACCUCCCCCAAGUACUCCCCCACAUCCCCGACAUACUCGCCAACUAGUCCCAAAGGCUCCACCUACAGCCCCACCUCCCCCGGCUACAGCCCCACCUCCCCCACCUACAGCCCGGCCAUCAGCCCCGACGACAGCGACGAGGAGAACAACUGAUGUGCCCCGGAGGAGGAGGAGGGAGGGCAGCUGAGGAGCAGACAUGAAGGACGGCACACUGGUGGCACCGCAGAGGUCUCAUCUGACAUCAUUCACCCCGUGCAAGAAGGGGGGGGGGGGGACUCUGCUUUCCAACUUGACCCCCUCCUGAAAUGUUAGAACUGAAAGACUAAAACUGAAGAGGAAAAAAAAAAGGUUGCCUUUUGAGAAAAUCUUUUCUUAACACGAGAUGUUUAAACAAACUGGGAACCCUGAGUGGAGGAAAAAAGAUGUGGACAAUGCGGGUCGGAUACAUGGAUUCCCGCUUCCCGUCUUUCUCUCGUUCUCUGACGCCGGUUGCUUCUGUCUCUCCUUGAAAAGGUCCUACUUGUUCCCAGCAGCUUUUCUGAGAAAGUAGAUUGUAUUUAUUGAACAUUAACACCCAAGAUCUUGAGGCAAUACGAGUGAAAACCGUGUCUAUCGAGGAGUCUCUAGUUCCACCUUUUGGCUGCUUUCGUCACUUCCUGUUUCCUUUAUUUUAAAGAAUAAAAGUUCUUGGAGAAAGAAAGUGGUUUGCAGGAAGAAGGCCUGAGUUGGAGUAGACUUCAUAGAUGAGCCGCCUCUCCCUUCAGUGAGCUGAAAGACGACGACACCCACCAGCAUCGUCUGCUGGUCCAAUAGCAGUUUUCAGACUUAUUCAUAAAAAGAUAAUAAAAAAAGAAAAAUCUUUUUCAUGUUUAAAAACAUAAGAAGUAGUUUGAAUUAUCAUUCUCUUUUUGAAAAAAAUGUUUUUUUUGUUUUUUUGAGCAAGCCGCUUUCGUUUGAUCAUUUUUGUCCCAUUUCUAAGAGAAACAUUUCAUCCUCCUGUUGGCCUUUUAUUCACAACAUAGAGGCUGGAUUUUUUUUUGUGUUUUUUUGGGCCUCAAACUUUACCCACUACAUUAGUGUGAACAUGAUUUUCCAAGCAGCAUUUUUUUUUAAUCCAAACAGUGGGACUGUCAGGUAGCCGUCUGUGCACCUGGAAGAGAAAGCAUCUUUCUUUCUUUUUUCCCCAUCACAACAUUCAACACGGUUGGAGUUUGCUGAACUUUCUGAUCCCCUCCCUUUACUUCCACAAGUGAUCCUCAUUUCUUUAAAAAAAAAUAUAAAAAAAUCAGUGUUUUCCUUGUAUUUUUCUACUCGUCUGUACCUGUGAUGAGGGGAACCGUUGUGUGUUGUGAGACUGGGAGUCCUGCAGAAGUGAAACACAUCCUGACGUUCUUUAGUUCUGAAAAGCCUUGAACUUCUUCAGAUUUAUUUGUUUCUACCUGCUCAGACUGGAGUUGAACGAGCUCCUCUCUUUCUGUGCUGGCGCUGUCUUCACCUCAGCUCAGGCCAUCCGGACUCCCAGAAGAUGCUUGUUUGUUUUUUUUGUUUUUUUUUUUUGGUCUGAUGGCGAUUCAGGGUUUCAAGCUGAGGAAGAAGUUGAUGUUAAGCAAAAUAAUUAACUUAAAAGUUGCCACUGUAUAGCAAUGGAAUCAUUAUCUCAUUCUCUUUAUCUGUUUGUUUUUGAAAACAAAAUAAAAAUUUUAAUACACC